UCAGCGUUGAACGGCCUUAAUUUGAAAGUGUGCGCUUCAAAAAUCACAGUGCUCCUUGGCCACAAUGGAGCUGGGAAGACAACUCUCAUGAGCAUUCUGACAGGAAUGCAGGCCCCAACAAGUGGAGCGGCCACGGUCUGUGGCUACGAUGUUUCCAGCCAGCGCCACCAGGUACGCAAGCGGGUCAGCUUAUGUCAGCAGACAGACAUCUUUUUCGAAGACAUGACGGUCACCGAGAACGUCUACUACUUUGGAUCGCUCAAGGGAGUGAAGUACGAGCGGCUCGCGCAAUCCAUCAAGGACACCCUGCGUUUGGUCCGACUGGACGACAAGGCUUCAAGCUUGCCCAAAACGCUCAGUGGCGGCAUGAAGAGAAGACUGAGCAUAGCUAUGACCCUUGUUUCUGAGCCAGAGCUGCUCAUUUUGGACGAGCCAACGGCGGGCAUGGAUCCGGAGACGAGGCGGGCUGUGUGGGAUACCUUGACAACCGUGGCGAAGGAAAGAACUCUGCUACUCUCCUCUCAUGACAUGGAGGAAGCUGAUGCCAUCGCCGACCAGAUAAUCAUCAUGGCGGCCGGUGGGACCGUCUGCAGCGGAUCGACAGCCUUUCUGAAAAAAGCAUGUGGCGUCGGAUACAAGGUGACGUUCUCCAAGGUGCCACAUGCUUUCAAACUCGAUGAAGUCAUGCAUAUCGUCCGCAAGACUACACCUGCGGCGGUCAUCGAUGAUGAGAAGCAAGAAGAGGUGUCCAUCGCGCUGGGCACUUUGGACAGCAAGGAGUUCCCAGCGAUGUUCAAGAAGCUCGAAAGCUCCCUCCAACGGCUCGGCAUUGCAGGCAUGGGAGUGACAGUUGCCUCGAUGAAGGACGUCUACCUCAAGAUAAACCUGGACUGGGCACCAGGAGGAAAAGACCGAGAACGACCAGUAGAAGGAAAAGACAUCGACCGUGUCUGCAAGCCAAUUACAAAACGGUGCACGAUGGCCAGGUCGUGCUUUGCCCUUACCGUCAAGCGAAUCUUAAGCAUGGUGCGUAGCUGGGAUGUGUUCGUAAUAUUUUUCCUGGUUCCAUUGGGACUGGUGGCGUUGACUGAGUGGACUCUACAAAUUAUAACCACGGCUACCCCGGUGCGCCAGUAUAACGAAACCUUCGACAUCCCUAUAGAACUAGGCGUCCACUUCCCCAAAUCCCGCACCGUGAUCGGCGAGUCACCGUCCAACGACGUGAGCCGAAACCUACGGACACUCGUGGAGGCUCAAGGCUGCAGUGUGCACUCCACAAAAGAUGUGGAGAAAGACCUUCGCAAAUAUGCCGAGGAAGACUUUCCAAGCUACAUUACCACUUACGCAUUGGCCGUGGCGUUUGAGUCGAAUGACAUCCGCAUGGUGCCCAACCCGACGAGCGCCCUGACACUUCCCGUCACCAUCAACUUGGUGGACACGGCUUGGCUGCGAGCACUGACGGCUCAGCCGGCAGCGCACAUCAACGUCACCUUCGCUUACGUGCCAACCGGUGCGAGAACCCCACUCAAUCGCGUCAUUGUUGCACACGUCCUCUCUUGGGUUUACUGGGUCAUGGGCCCGGCAAUGUCCUACUCGUGCGCCUUCGCCCAGUACUGCACGUUUCCACUGGCCGAGCGGUUGAGUGGAGCUCGAGACGUGCAGCUAAUGACGGGCCUCUCCGGCUUCGAUUACAUCUCCGCCCACUUUCUCUUCGACUUCAUCUACUACGUCCUCUUCAGCGUUUCGUGGUGCGGCCUUCACUACGGUUUGAGCUCCUACUCACUAACCACAGCCGGCUUCUUUGUUCUCGGCUUUGUGUCCGCUGGGCCGAUAGUUAUUGGUCUUGGCUACGUGGUGGCGGAAUUCCUAGAACCCGUCAUGAAAGCAGUCACUUGGCUUAUAACGGGGCACUACAUGGCAGGUCCAUUGACCAGCGCAAUAGUCAACGGUGUACUGUACUUGACUAAGUCAACGUCACAUAUCCCGCACUAUGUGGCACUCAUCGUCCCUCCAUACGCCAUGUGUUCCGUGUUCAUCAAGACAUGGAACAGCAGAGACAUGAUCAAGGAAUGCGAGGUCCUGGAGCAACUGGGUGUCAGCGAAAUGGGUUCAAUCCUCGGGCUUGAAUGCAGCGGUGGCAUAUUGCAAUUCUCUUACAAUGGGAUAGGCAUCGAGCUAACCGCCCUACUAGCCGAAGGCCUGCUCGUGAUGGCCUUUAUGAUCUUCAUGACCUCCGGCUACUUGCCUUCCCGACACGCCCUCGCUGGCCAGGAAUUGCCCGCCGAGCAAGACGUCGAGGAGGAGAAGAAGAGGGUCAACGCUGCGCGCCAGCAGGAAGGGCUUGCAGGCUACUCGCUCCUAGCGUGGAGUCUGCACAAGUGGUACGGCACCCUGCACGUCGUCCGUGGCACCUACAUGGCGCUGCGGCCAUCCGAGUGCUUCGGCCUGCUCGGCGUGAAUGGAGCCGGGAAGACCACCACGUUUCAGAUGUUGGCUGCGUUGAUCAGUGUCUCCAACGGCGACGCUCUCACCGCGGUAGCCAGGCUCAGCGGAAAUGUGCGCCAGUGGCAGUCGCAGAUCAGCUACUGCUUCCAGCUCGGAGGCCUGCUCGACAGGAUGAACGCGUACGAGUACCUGUACCUGGUCGGUCGGCUACGAGGCAUCCCUGAAAACGAGUUGAAGCCCAUGAUCGACAGCAUCUUAUCCGUCGUCGAUCUCACAGAGCACGCCUCCAAGGAGUGCGGCGUGUACAGCGGAGGCAACCGCCGAAAGUUGUCUAUCGCUGCCACUCUGCUGGGCCUGCCGCCAUUCGUGUUUCUCGACGAGCCGUACGCGGGCGUGGACGUCGUGUCCCGCAACAAGAUCUUCAGAGCCAUCGCGGAGAUCAAGAAGCGCUCGCAGACCACUUUCAUGCUUACGUCACACAACAUGGACGAAUGCGAGUUUUCUUGCGACCGACUCACCAUCAUGGUCAGCGGACAAAUGAUGUGCCUGGGCACGCUGCAGCACCUGCGCGAAAAGUUCGGUCAGGGCUACCGACUCGAGUUCUUUUUCAAACCCUCUGUCGCUUUCGACGAAGCCAAGUUCAAGCAAGCUGUGGAGAAGCAGUUUCCCGGGAUUCAACUCAAGGGCGGCCAGAAGAACCUGCUUAGCUACCAUCUGGUGGAGCGAAUUCCUUGGAGCGCGCUGUUCACCAAGGUAGGGCAUCUCCAGAAACACUUCCCCCUCGAACAUGCCCUGGUCGGCGAGAACACACUCCAGGACAUCUUCUUGAACUUCGCCAAAGCGCAAGACAGUCUCCAUGUUACGGGCGAUAGCGUUGCGGUAGACGUUCUGUCAGCUUCCAACACAAAAUCUGCAGUUACGACUUCUGCAGCGACGACACCUUCAUCGUAGACCCAACUACGGCUUCUGCAAACUGCUUCGCGGUUGAAGCA
Messenger RNA from Dermacentor silvarum, 3437 nucleotides. RefSeq names its product ATP-binding cassette sub-family A member 2. Gene Ontology annotation, biological process: transmembrane transport; lipid transport. The record is from RefSeq and is a predicted model, not a curated record. The transcript is spliced from 15 exons. Gene Ontology annotation, molecular function: ATP binding; ATP hydrolysis activity; lipid carrier activity. Lineage: Eukaryota; Metazoa; Arthropoda; Arachnida; Ixodida; Ixodidae. The coding region runs from base 88 to 3396 and encodes 1102 amino acids. Gene Ontology annotation, cellular component: membrane; intracellular membrane-bounded organelle.